Molecule: messenger RNA, 1044 nt
Organism: Branchiostoma belcheri (Belcher's lancelet)
Lineage: Eukaryota; Metazoa; Chordata; Leptocardii; Amphioxiformes; Branchiostomatidae
Exons: 3
Coding region: 1-1044 (347 amino acids)
Biological process (GO): monoatomic ion transmembrane transport
Cellular component (GO): membrane
Molecular function (GO): transmembrane signaling receptor activity; monoatomic ion channel activity
Source: RefSeq, a predicted model, not a curated record
AUGCCGCUGCGCCUGUCUGACAUCACAGGCAGGUUCACCCUGGCCGUCACCACGUACCUGGCCAUGAUCUACCAGAGCAGCAGUGUGCGGAUGCCAUGGAUUUCGGAAGCCAGAGCAGUAGACAUCUGGUUCGGAGGAUGCCAGGCUCUCAUCACGCUGAUGAUGUUGGAGACAGGACUGGUCCAUUUCAUCUACUCCCGUCGCCUGAAGAAGGAGGAGAAGAAGGUCCGGAAGCAGCAGGAGAACCCUCCGAUCAGGAUCCCCCGCCCGGGGUACUCCACCGCCCCUGCCAGCAGCCUGGAGGAGCUGUUCGGCCGCCGCUGUCCCGAGGGUGUUCUCCGAGUCAGCGCCUUCGAUAGAAUCAGCAGGCCGUUCAAGAUCCCCAGGCCGAAGCUGAAGGACCCGGGGAACAUCAUGUGGCACCGCCUGCCGGACCAGAAGUGGAUCGUCAUCCCCCGGCCCGAGGACAAAGACGAGGCGGAUAGUCCGGAACCGGCGGCGCCAAAGGACAAGGGGCAGAAGAAGGCCAGCAAGCUUAAGAAGUCCAACAAGAAGGCCAAGAAGGAAGAGCGACGAUCUAAGACCCAGCGUCCUGAGUCGAUCCCGCUGCAGAAGUUGGACCGGGAGUCCUCGGAAAUGAACCUGAGGAGACGGCGGCAGCCAGUCCGUAACCCGGGCGAAGAUCUGGUGCGCGUCGGGUGGGAGCUGGCCGCAGGAGGAGGCUGGAAGUCCGUGUACGGCACCGAGGAGAUGGCGGACGACAUCGCCAAGACCUGCAAACCCAUCCCCAGGGCCAAUACCGUAUACCAGCUCCGCGGAGUGUGCGAUCCGGACAGUCCGGUGGUCACGGUCCCGAUUCCCGCGGAGUUCACUUCGUACGCCUUCCCCCCUUCCAUCAUCGACCCGGAGGAAGAGGCAGAGAAGCUGGAGAAGAUAGAGGCUGUGACGGCCAGGAUUGACCGGGUGGCCAGGAUUGUGUUUCCUGUCGUCUUUGUGGCUUUCUGUGUUGGAUUUUUCCUCCAAUUUUACUCUCUUGGAUAUUAG